AUGAGCACAGUCCUCUUCGUCGACAAAGACUCAAACAAACGUUCUAGGAACGUUUCGACGGAGCCGAAUUUACUGGACGAUAGGCAUUGGACUGAUGUAGCGCCGGAGGGGAGCGUGGUGGCUUUGCAGGCUGAUGGGGAGGAUUGUGGUUCGGGGUUGGGCGUAGUGAUUGAUGGACGGAGUCGAGAUGUGGUGGGUUGUGGGAAGAUCUGUGAGGAGGGGGAGUUUGUGUGCUUCUCAAAAGGGCUGACGAGUGUGGGCACUGGAUUGGAUUUGAGGCCUUGGGAAGUUGAUGUCCCACUGACGAUUGGCAAUGUCAUCGUCAAGCCUGGCGACAUCAUCUGCGCGGACGAGGCGGAGCAGGUCGUUGCUGUGAUUCCGAGGGAGAAACUGGUGGAGGUCGUGGAGAUGCUGCCGAGGUUGAAGAGGGCGGAUGAUCAGGUUUUGAGGGAUGUGGCGGAUGGGGUGGAUCUGAGGACGAGUUUCGGGGAGCAUAGGGACCAUUAUACGCAUUUCCGGCGAGCUCGAGAACGGACCUGGUGGGCCGGGGUUGAUGUGCUUGAGCGAAGUUGGAUGAGGCACUUACAGGGAGGCUCAUGCUGGGACGAUGAUGGUUCACCGACUCCGAUAUUCCUCAUGGUAGCAUCAUUGAGUGGGUGGUGGGUGUCAAGGAGAGCAAGAUGCUGCCGAUAUGUUCGAGAUGAUUGGUGGUCCGUGUCGUUGUUGACGUUGUUGACAAGGAUCUUGCCAAGUCAUCAGGUUGGUCCUGCAUCAAUACCUUAUGUUGCCGCAUUGCAUUCGCCCGCCCAUACACGAGCUGAAUAA
Molecule: messenger RNA, 825 nt
Organism: Fulvia fulva
Lineage: Eukaryota; Fungi; Ascomycota; Dothideomycetes; Mycosphaerellales; Mycosphaerellaceae
Exons: 3
Coding region: 1-825 (274 amino acids)
Source: RefSeq, a predicted model, not a curated record